Rhincodon typus (whale shark) is the source of this 1052-nucleotide messenger RNA. Its product is annotated as calcipressin-3-like. Gene Ontology annotation, cellular component: nucleus; cytoplasm. NCBI's taxonomy places the organism in Eukaryota, Metazoa, Chordata, Chondrichthyes, Orectolobiformes, Rhincodontidae. The record is from RefSeq and is a predicted model, not a curated record. The transcript has 3 exons. The annotation marks the transcript as partial. Gene Ontology annotation, biological process: calcium-mediated signaling. Gene Ontology annotation, molecular function: calcium-dependent protein serine/threonine phosphatase regulator activity.
GAAAAAAAGGAAAAUGUUGACAACUCAGAUAAUAAAAUGUCAGAAACAGCAGAGAAGCAAAACGGCAAUAAGAGACUAAAAAAGGUUCAAAACAGUGAAGACAAGGUUGAUAAAAUGUACUUGACCCCACCUCCACCUGUGAAACAGUUCCUCAUCUCCCCUCCAGCGUCUCCUCCAGUUGGAUGGCAUCAGAUUGAAGAUGCAACUCCCACCAUUAAUUAUGAUCUUCUGCGUGCAAUCGCUACACUUGGUCCAGGUGACAAGUACGAGGUUCAUACAGGAACAGAAGGCACUCCAAGUGUUGUGGUUCAUAUCUGUGAGAGUGAAAAUGAAGAUGAAGGUGCAGUUAAACUGCCAAAACAAAAAAUAGUUCAAACAAAACGACCAGAUAAUGCACCAACGGUGAACAAAUGAAGCUUCUGUCUACUUGCCUCCUGUGACCAUAUCAUUUACUGCAGCAACAAUUUAAUGGCUGUUUUUUUUCUUCUUGAGGACUGUUUAUCCAUCGUUAUAUGAAAAAUGUAGUAAUUUAGGUGAUUUCCUAAUAAAAUGACAACUGUAAGGUUUUUUUUGUGGUUUUGAAGCUUUAUUCUGUGUUCCCCCAGUUUGUUCAGAUCUCACCGGGCACAAAAUAAUGUUGGCUGACAGCGGAACGAAAUAGCAGGAUUGCUUUCCUCUCCUCCAAAAGCUUCAAAUCCAUAAAAUUGUUAUGCAGCUUCAGUAUUCGAUCAAAGCUUUAUUUCAGCCCUUUCCAGAUGUGUGAAAUGUAAAUGUCGCUAUUGUCUCUUUUGCAAUGUUGUGUUAUGUGUUAUCUGUCUUGAAUGUUCUGAACAAAUAUUGACCAUAAGGAAGCAAUACAAAAACUGUUUGCAUCCAUAAUCGUGCAAUACUUCAAGCUGAUUAUGUUCUAAUUAGAGAAAGCGACCAAACUGUUGUGAAGUAUUCUUCAAUCCCUCCCCAUAUUUCCCCAGACACCCUCCAUUUCCUACCCCAGGAGCAGUGGUAAGGUGAAAUAGUGAUGCAGUUAAGCAGCCCACAUUUGCAAUUGAAAA